GUCGCAAUCUUAGGAAGCUAUUGCGAAUCGAACACCUCAAUAUCGACAUCUGGCCUGGCGUGCGUUCCGGACGCCAUGAAUACAGUUUAUCCAGCAGUAAACGCUCCUUCUCGUUAUGUAUCCUUCUCUGGGCGAGUCUGCAGACGCAGAGUUCGCAGCUUUUGGUUCGGGCGCCCAACAAGAAUCAAACUUCUGGGAUCGUUUUUUUCUGCACCACGAAAUGCGUGAAGGCUCACAUUCUCAGUCUAACCAAGGAGACCGCGGUGUUAACAGAAGGUCACGCUCAGUAAGUGCUGCACCUGGAUCUGGUUCAAAUACCGGUCAUGAAAACCAGCGUGGCUCGGUACCAAACCCUCAAUUCAAUCCUGCGACCUUUCCUAUGCCUGUGAAUAUCCCCCAGGGCGUGCCGUCGCAGGCUUACGAUUACCUGAUCCAUGCGUUGAUAUCCAUGCAAGGGUCGUUGCCGCAGCAUCCAUCACAUUUGCCGCUUCCUACAAAUUAUCCACAAGGAGGACAAUCCAGCCAACUGAAUACAACAUUGCCACCAAAUACCUAUCCUAAUUGGCAGCAGCCUUCGAUCCCCAUUCCUUACAACCUGCAACAAUCGGUCCCGCCCUUUCCCGGAAUUCCAUCACAGUAUCCUUAUCCAAAUCAAUUAUCCCAGUCGCUGCCUUCCGGUACUUCUCGUACCAUGCCAGAGUUGUCGGGAGCAUCUUCAGCUGCAGCACCAACGCCGUCUACAUCCCCACAACAAGAAUCAGCAGAUCAGGAGGAUAAUGAUACAGCGUUCAUCUCGGACGAUAAACGGAGGCGCAAUACCGCUGCAUCAGCCCGAUUUCGGAUUAAGAAAAAACAGAGAACCCUUAAUCUAGAACGGACGGUCUCUGAUUUGACUGGCCGAGCAGAAGAGCUUGAGCGAGAGGCCAGCGAGCUGAGGCGAGAGAAUGGUUGGCUGAAGGAAAUCGUGUUGUUGAAAGGACGAAGUGUGAGAGGUCUUGACCCAGGUGGGUCACAUAACGACACUGUGGGGAGUGCGCAGGGACAACAACGGACAUUCUCACGGGAAUCGGAUGGUGAGUCGGAUGGUGACGACGAAGAAGAGGCGCCUAGUAAUAGGGGUAAGGGCAAGAAAGGCAAGAAGAAAAGUGAACGCAACUGAAGAACUUCCCAAAAUUUCUUUCAAGCUGGUCAUGUGGUCAUUAAAGCUGUUUUCUGUCCCGGUUUAUACCACAGUAUCGUGUAUUGUAGAAAGCCUUGCAUUUUUUUGUUCUGUAGGCUGGAUUCGGAUUUUGUGUACAAUACG
Serpula lacrymans var. lacrymans S7.9 is the source of this 1303-nucleotide messenger RNA. RefSeq lists its product as uncharacterized. Gene Ontology annotation, biological process: regulation of transcription by RNA polymerase II. The transcript is spliced from 3 exons. The record is from RefSeq and is a predicted model, not a curated record. Gene Ontology annotation, molecular function: RNA polymerase II transcription regulatory region sequence-specific DNA binding; DNA-binding transcription activator activity, RNA polymerase II-specific. Bases 116 to 1159 code for a protein of 347 amino acids. Gene Ontology annotation, cellular component: nucleus. Lineage: Eukaryota; Fungi; Basidiomycota; Agaricomycetes; Boletales; Serpulaceae.